Molecule: messenger RNA, 642 nt
Organism: Symbiodinium necroappetens
Lineage: Eukaryota; Dinophyceae; Suessiales; Symbiodiniaceae
Source: the annotation of a GenBank genome assembly
AUGGUCAAGUUCAUAUCACGCUUGUCACUCUCAUUCCCAUCAGUUGCCAGCGGAAUUUCCGGUGGCGCUAGCUUCCAGACGCCCUCGGCAAGGUACGAUGCGCAAGCGGAGCUGUGCACUCGUCUGUUUGCUUUGGGAGAGAAGGCCACGUGCAAGGAGCGGCGGCGGUCCCUCUGGGCAGUGGCCCUCAACAAGCUGCAGGAGAUGCGCUCCUGUGCGACACCUCCGAACGAGUACAGCCUCAGUUCAGCGAUUGUUGCGGGCCAGCAAGAAGGACAGUGGCGCGUUGCAGUGAACAUCCUUUCUGGCCCGCGCAAUCCUGGCCUGCACCAACAUGAGAUACUCAGCGCUGGCGUCAUGAGAGCAAGCGUCGAAGCUGGGUGCUGGGCCGUUGCCGUCGAGAUCCUUUUGCACACUUUGGCGCAGCGUCUUCACCCAACGGAGAGGACAUUCAAUGCCGCCUUGGCCCCAAGCGGCCGUCACAACUGGGCCCAGAGUGCAGGCAGUAUGCUUCAGUCAGCAUUUCCAUUUCCUAGCGUUUGGCAUACUGGCAAGUGUUGCUGUAGUGGUGCCUGUGCUUGCUCCAACGCAGAGCCGCCGCCAGCGCAGGAGAAGGCAACUUGUCAUGACAUCCUACCUUGA